This is a messenger RNA of Acomys russatus (golden spiny mouse), 2220 nucleotides long. It is a transcript of the gene Adora1, whose product is annotated as adenosine A1 receptor. The record is from RefSeq and is a predicted model, not a curated record. Gene Ontology annotation, cellular component: dendrite; membrane; synapse. Gene Ontology annotation, biological process: G protein-coupled adenosine receptor signaling pathway. Gene Ontology annotation, molecular function: G protein-coupled adenosine receptor activity. Bases 597 to 1577 code for a protein of 326 amino acids. The transcript is spliced from 2 exons. NCBI's taxonomy places the organism in Eukaryota, Metazoa, Chordata, Mammalia, Rodentia, Muridae.
CAGUGCCUCUUUAAAAGCGUCCGGGGCUGAGCCUCUGUCGCACCAUGUGAUUGCUUGAAAGGCCGGGCUGGGAGCGCAGCGGCGGGAGCCCGGAGAAGAUGAGCCGAUGCGCGCGCGGUGCCCAGAGCCCAGCCCAGCCCGGCGCGGCUCGGGCUCCGGAAAGCCACCCGGGGAACUUAGGGCAACGCCUUUGGGACCCCCUACUGGUUGGCAGGCAGGAUGGUGAGCUCCCGGUUUCCGGGUCGGCGGACACCUGUGGGCAUUGUGGAUGCAUAGGGGAUCCUUGUGGAGUGAGUGUACUGGAAGCCACCUCACACCUGAUACAAAAACCAGUGGUGGAGUGAGUGCUGCUAUUUUAAGUUGCUGAAUGGAACCUCUGAGGACAAGGGGGAGGGGACAGAGGUUAAGCAGACAGUGAGCCAGCCUGGCCAGCCUGGGAAGGCACUGCGUCUGCUAACUGGGGCACAUCUUCGCAGGGCUGCCUAUGUUCCCCUCCUUCCCAGGCUGGCAUCCCCGUCGCAGGCUUCCUGACCACACAGGUGCUGGCCUCGUGCCCCAGGGCGCCUGUCUGCUGAUGUGCCCAGCUCCUGCCCACCAUGCCGCCCUACAUCUCAGCCUUCCAGGCUGCCUACAUUGGCAUCGAGGUGCUCAUUGCCUUGGUCUCUGUGCCCGGAAACGUGUUGGUGAUUUGGGCUGUGAAGGUGAACCAGGCGCUUCGCGAUGCCACCUUCUGUUUCAUCGUGUCACUGGCGGUAGCUGAUGUGGCGGUUGGCGCCCUGGUCAUCCCACUGGCUAUCCUUAUCAACAUUGGGCCACAGACCUACUUCCACACCUGCCUCAUGGUGGCCUGUCCUGUCCUCAUCCUCACCCAGAGCUCCAUCCUAGCUCUGCUUGCUAUUGCUGUGGAUCGAUACCUCCGAGUCAAGAUCCCUCUCCGGUACAAGACAGUAGUGACCCAGCGGCGGGCAGCAGUGGCCAUAGCUGGCUGCUGGAUUCUCUCCCUUGUGGUAGGCCUGACACCCAUGUUUGGCUGGAACAACCUGAGUGUGGUGGAGCAAGCGUGGGCAGCUAACGGUAGUGUGGGGGAGCCCGUGAUUAAGUGUGAGUUCGAGAAAGUUAUCAGCAUGGAGUACAUGGUCUACUUCAACUUCUUCGUCUGGGUGCUGCCCCCGCUGCUCCUCAUGGUCCUCAUCUACCUGGAAGUCUUCUACCUGAUCCGCAAGCAGCUCAACAAAAAAGUGUCAGCGUCCUCUGGCGACCCGCAGAAGUACUACGGGAAGGAGCUGAAGAUCGCCAAGUCUCUGGCCCUCAUCCUCUUCCUCUUUGCCCUCAGCUGGCUGCCACUGCACAUCUUGAACUGCAUCACCCUCUUCUGUCCCACCUGCCAGAAACCCAGCAUCCUCAUCUACAUCGCCAUCUUCCUCACGCACGGCAACUCGGCCAUGAACCCCAUCGUCUACGCCUUCCGAAUCCACAAGUUCCGGGUCACCUUUCUGAAGAUAUGGAAUGACCAUUUCCGGUGCCAGCCCAAGCCUCCCAUCGAUGACGACCUCCCAGAGGAGAAAGCCGAUGACUAGACUCUUCCUUGCUCCCACCUGCCCCCACAGCCAGCGGCUCUCUCUUCGGCCCUUGUGUCCCCACUGUCUCACUGUUCCUCCCCAGCUGGGAUGUGGGCUGUGGGCACCAGGGAGGCUCUGAGGAGAUGCCAUAGAGCAGGGCUUCUUCUUCAAGUGAGCCAGCUGCCCUGUCCUUGGAGACCUGGAGGAGGCUUGGAGGUGGGACAGGCUGUGGCAGGGACCUGGAGUAGGUGAGAGGAAUGUUUUUGCGUGCCCCGUUCCUGGUUGUUCUCUGAGCAGUACAGAGAUUCGGGGCUAGAAUACUCUGACGCCUACAGUCACUAAGUGGAGCCUGUUACUAGGUGUUGGUGGCCCAAGGGACCAACCUCGAGGAGGUGAUGAGGCCUUUUUAGAGGUACAGGGAUAAAUAGAAAUGGGUAUGCCCUGGCUUUGCUUUCUCUACUGUUGUGUAGGAAAGGAUAGCAAACCGCAGGGAAAAGAGACUUCAGCCCCACCUCCAAGGAUUUGUACUCCUAUCCAUGCAGGUGCUGUGAUGCCUGCUUUCCUUACACAGAGAAGCCUGGGGUUAUACUUGGGAGAGGUAGAAAGGAUGGCUGGGUCCUGGGAUGGCCUCUCACCUUUGCUUUAUUCACAGUCCGGAACU